This is a messenger RNA of Brassica napus (rape), 3430 nucleotides long. Its product is annotated as cytochrome P450 71B2-like. Gene Ontology annotation, molecular function: monooxygenase activity; iron ion binding; oxidoreductase activity, acting on paired donors, with incorporation or reduction of molecular oxygen. The transcript has 2 exons. NCBI's taxonomy places the organism in Eukaryota, Viridiplantae, Streptophyta, Magnoliopsida, Brassicales, Brassicaceae. The record is from RefSeq and is a predicted model, not a curated record. The coding region runs from base 135 to 1643 and encodes 502 amino acids.
UAAUAAAUGAUAUAGAGUAUGCCUACUAUCGAGUCCUCUAUUAUUAUUAUUUUGGUAAAGUAUUGAGUCCUUUAUUAUAUACAAGGCUCAUCGGAAUCGUCGGUCAUCACUCUAAGAAACAAAGUUUUUUAAAAAUGGGGAUCUUGCUCUGUUUCUUCUUGGUUUUGCUUCUUACUCUCGCAUCAUCAAACUUUCUUAAAAAGAAUACAAACUCAAAGUUUAAUCUUCCUCCAAGCCCUUCAAGUCUUCCAGUCAUUGGAAACUUACACCAUCUUGCAGGAUUGCCUCACAGAUGUUUUCAUAACCUCUCUAAGAAAUACGGACCAGUGAUGCUUCUCCGUCUCGGGUCGGUUCCGGUGGUUGUUAUCUCAUCGAGUGAAGCAGCUGAAGCAGUUCUCAAAGCUCAUGACUUGGAAUGUUGCAGCCGACCAAAGACGUUAGGGACAGGAAAAUUCUCUUACGGUUUCAAAGACAUCGCUCUUUCUCAAUACGGUGAGUAUUGGCGGAAAAUGCGGAAACUCGCAGUGAUAGAGCUUUUUAGCCUCAAAAGGGUUCAAUCGUUUAGGUAUAUCAGAGAGGAAGAGGUUGGACUUGUGGUGAAGAAAGUGUCUGAAUCUGCUUUGAGACAAUCUCCUGUAGAUUUAAGCAAAACCUUUUUCUCACUCACCGCAAGCAUCAUUUGUAGAGUAGCUUUAGGACAGAACUUCAACGAGGAUGGCUUUGUUAUCAAUCAAGAAAGGAUCCAAGAACUUAUUACCGAAGCAACAGAAGCUAUAGGGACUUUCACUUUCUAUGACUUCUUCCCUGGUGCACUUGGAAGAUUCCUAGAUUGGUUGUUUCAACGUCACAAGAAGAUCAACAAAGUCUUUGAAGAGCUUGAUGCUUUUUACCAACAUGUGAUUGAUGACCACUUGACACUAGAAGGAAGGAAAGACCCGGAUAUUGUUUCCUUGAUGUUGGAUAUGAUCGAUAAACAAGGAAACGAAGAUUCUUUCAAACUCAAUAUUGAUAAUGUCAAGGCUAUCCUCAUGAAUGUAUUUCUAGCAGGGAUAGAUACAAGCGCUGUAACAAUGAUUUGGGCGAUGUCAGAACUCGUUAGAAACCCUAGAGUAAUGAAGAAAGCUCGGGAAAAGAUUCGAACCGCCCUUGGGGACAAAAGGGAAAUAAUCACUGAAGAUGACCUAGGAAAAGUUGAUUACUUGAAGCUCAUAAUCAAGGAAACAUUCAGACUACAUCCACCACUUCCAUUUAUACUUCCAAGAGAAACAAUGUCUCACAUCAAGAUCCAAGGCUACGAUAUUCCCCCGAAAACGCAAAUUCAAAUUAACGUAUGGACAAUCGGACGUGACACCGAGCAUUGGACCGACCCUGAAGAUUUCGUCCCUGAACGGUUUACUGAUAGUUCUGUAGAUUUCAGAGGACAACAUUUUGAGCUGUUACCGUUUGGUUCUGGUCGGAGGAUGUGUCCAGCGUUUCCAAUGGGUGUUGCUACCGUGGAGCUAGGGUUGAUGAAUUUGCUUUACUUUUUCGAUUGGGCAUUGCCAGAUGGAAUGAACUUUGGAGACAUGGAUAUGGAAGAAACUGGUAGUAUCUCCAUUGUUAAAAAAGUACCCCUUCAACUUGUGCCCCUUCAAUGUUAUUGAUAUGGAGACCAAAAAGCUUGAUACCAUGGAAAGUUCACGAGCAUGAACGCAUGAUUUUUCAGGUAUUGUUGGUUAUGUAAGAAUUAAUAUUUGAACAGAAUAAAUAAAACUUUUUUUCUAUUGAUUCAACUGGUAGUCGGGUUACUGGUUUUAUUGAGUUUUUACAAGGUUUUGUAUUUUAACGAGUUUUUAAAUAAUAGAUUUUAAGAAAAACUCAAACCAAAUUACAUAUUGAGUUAUCAGGUUCGACUGUAGAUCUGGAUCGAGUUAAAAAACAUUUGAAUUGGUACAUCCUUUUUCAUAUACUGAAACUUCGUUGGAUACAGUUAUAUAUAGACUGUAUUAUAUUUAUAUAGUACGUUUACUUACUUACGAAAGUUUAAAUUUACAUUUAUAUUAUACAUGGUCUAUAUUACCAUAUACAAACGAUAUACAAAUGUAAAAGUGACUAUGUACACAUUUGACAUAUACUAAUAAUAUAUACAUUUCGUUUUGUGAUGUUUUUUGACUAAAUUUUGUUUUGUAAUGUUAUAUUUACAAAUUAAAUGUAAAUGUAAAAUACAUAUAAAUCUAUACUAUACCUAUGAUAUAAUAUAAUUUAUAAAUUUAAUUUACGAGUUCCACUUAGCUAUACGGAAUAUAGAUAGAUAGUAAAAAUAUCUACCGAUUGUAAAAUGGUGACACUUUUUCUGCUCCUUUAUUCAUGCGUCAAACUGCGCUAUUGAAUGAAGAAAAAUAUGCAGAAAAGUGAAACUGAUUUGGGGGUCAGUGGCUGGUAAGAAUACUCCAGGUUCAUGAUGAAGACAAAGGCUUGAUCGAGCUCGACUAGGGAUUUCCAUAAUGUGGUUUUAUUCUGUGAUAUGGUGGAUUUACAACAGGUUGCCCCUUGUUUCACCUCGUCAAACUGUCAAGAUGAUAACCCAACCAGUAAAAGCUUGAUCGAAUUAUGGUAAACAGUUGUUGAUUAAAUGCUUAUAUGCAGUCUUUGCAACGUUAAAGUAUGGUGGUGUGUCAGAUCACCUGCGUAUACAUAUUUUGCUUAGGGCUGUUUCCAGUGCAACAUGAAACCAUUCAAGUUCUUUAAUCAUACUGCCACCCAUCCAAGAUUUCUUGAAGUUGUAGCUGAGUGUGGAAUGAAUCAAACCCUCUCUACUAUUCUCGGCCUGCUCUAAAGAGGUUACAGAAGAAGCUAAAAGCACAUUAAAGAAUCGCUCCAUGGGGCAGAGACUCAGGGUUACCAGCUACUAUCUUACUUCGCAAUUUAAAGCAAUACAAAAGCUAUGGUUACAUGCUACCGCAACAUCACAAACAAAUAUGACACAUGCUACUACUACAAUUAAAUGAAAGAGUUUGUUUUCAUGAUUUAAGCAAGAGAUGUUGAUUACAUUUUUUAAAUAAAUGUGGAUUUCUCGUUUUAAAGAAAUAAAAGAUGAGUUCAAAAAUGUAAAGAAAAAAUUACCGUCAAGCAUUUUCCAAAAUAAAAAUUAAAGUCAAGAGUUGUAUAGUCCGGACGGACACAGAGAAACCUGCUAACGUCCACCACAUAAGAGCAAAGUUGAUUAGUAGACGACAUAAAAUUAAAAAAUUAUAUUAAAACAAAUCUCAGGUCUAUAUAAAUACAAAACAUUGCCCUAUUCAAACAAUCACAAAAACCAUAUUUUACAAUUUGAACAACCGCAACGAGGGCGCCUAAAUCCGUAACAUCCUAUAUAAGAUACUAUCCACUGAAACAAAAGUUCACAUAAAACAAAUAUUCAUUUAAAUAUUAAAACAAGAGAAAAAGACCA